This is a messenger RNA of Ctenocephalides felis (cat flea), 960 nucleotides long. It is a transcript of the gene Hexim, whose product is annotated as protein HEXIM1. NCBI's taxonomy places the organism in Eukaryota, Metazoa, Arthropoda, Insecta, Siphonaptera, Pulicidae. The coding region runs from base 1 to 960 and encodes 319 amino acids. The record is from RefSeq and is a predicted model, not a curated record. Gene Ontology annotation, cellular component: nucleoplasm; nucleus; cytoplasm. Gene Ontology annotation, biological process: negative regulation of cyclin-dependent protein serine/threonine kinase activity; negative regulation of transcription by RNA polymerase II. Gene Ontology annotation, molecular function: cyclin-dependent protein serine/threonine kinase inhibitor activity; 7SK snRNA binding. The transcript is spliced from 3 exons.
AUGGCGAAAACGCUAAAACGCAUCGUUGUAGUGCUCAAGUGCUCCAAGUACAGCGUCCAAAAUGUCUGCCCGCUUCAAACAAGCGCUACUGAAGCGCCUCUAUCAGGAGAAAAAGGAAAUGAUAGUGAUAGAAAAGAAGCAAACCAAGUGGGUGCAACAAAUGGGAAGAAGAAAAAACAUAGACGAGGUAAAUGUAAGAGAAAACCUAAUAAACCGUACAAUAAAACAGCCUGGACCCAACGUAAGAAUGUCCAAAAAGAAAUGAUGAGAGUUCGUAGUGCCCGUGCUAAAAUAUUAGCCAUGGGGCACACAUUAGUUCCUUGUAACACGAACCAAUUUCUCAUGGAAGAUCAUGAUCUUAGUGUCGAUUCUGAAGACAACUACUUCAUGUCUUUACCUGAAGAUGAGGAAGAUUUCCUAAUAAAAGAAUUUUCUAGUGUCUAUGAAGAUGCUCAAUGUGAGAGACUUAAUGCUAUGACUAAAAAUGAACUAAUUCAAGAAUGUAUUCUCAUGGAAUCUCGUCUAGAUCAUCUCACAAAAACUAUUAGAAAUGCAAAAUCUGAAAGAAUGCACAAACAAUCUGGUAAUGAGUGUGAUGCUGCAACAAGUGAGAAGCUACAAGAGCAGGCCGCUCGCAUUCAAGAAUUGCUCGCUGAGAAUUUAGAACUGAGACGUGAACGAGACUAUUUUGCAUCUGUUCAAAGAACUAUAUCUAGCACUAGUACAGACUCUGAAAGUGACAGUUCAAUGCACAGUUCUUCCAUGAGUUCCCCAAGUAGCUCCUUAGAAGAAUCAACUACUGAAGCAUCACCAGUUAUAAGGAAUGGUCUUGUGCAGAGCUCUCCUGAUUCCCAAACACGAAGACGAUCGUCGUCACUGAAAAUGUGUAUAAUUAUGCAUUUGUUAUUUUGUAUAUGUGAUACUCUAAGUCUAUUUAAAUUGUUGCUAAGAAUAAUGUGA